UGAGCAGUGUGUCUUGAGUGUGUGGUGCUUGUUUUUGUCUUAACAUACAUAUGAAAUCAUAAGUCACUCUCUCACGAUCUCUCCCUCUCCCUCUCUCGAUGUGUGUACACACACGUUUGAGCGAAAAAUGCUUCGGAAGAGAGUGAAUAGCAUAUAAAUCAGCUAGUUUGUAACCAGUUCAUUUUCAUCAAUGAAUACGAGCAGUAGCAAAGUAUCGAAUGGUGCGCGCAUAAGUGAAAAAAAGCAAGCAAAAAACGCUUCAUAUGAGCGUAAUGUUCAAUCAUAACAAGAAAAACGACCAACUACUCGCAGUUACAUUCACUUGUGUAUGAAGUGACCAUCGAAAAUUCCGUGACAAUAGCCAAUGAAAUGAACAUUUUGAAUAAGAAUGUGCAAAUAUUUCGAUAUGAUAAAAUUGUAGCCCAAAUCAAAAGAAACGACCGCGCAUUUGCAUAAAAAAUAUUUUUUUUUCUCGCUCCAUUCAAUACGGUGUUAUUUAAUAGAAACAGCGACAGAGUGAGAAAGAAUAUAUAGAAAAAAAAUCGAUAAAACAAAACGAUGAAAUAUGAGGAACUACAGCAGUGAUAUGAAUCAACGACGUCUUUUGCACAAGUGAAAUCAAUUCGAAAUUAUAAAUAAACGCAGGACGACGAUGAAUAACAAUACUGAACAAUUAUGUUAUCUCUGUAAGACGAGUUGUUGUUAGACAGACACAAAAAGAAGAAGAACGACGACGACGACGCUACAAAUAAACUAUUUGCACUCAAAAUGCGCGGCCGCCGAAUUCCAAUAGCCCUACCAAAUACCGGAGCACUGGCUCGUAAACGAAAUUCAUUUUAUUUACGAGCCAUUGUCGUAAUUUGCUUGGUACUGUUUGCCGUUCUACAAUUACAUUUAAUAAACAGUCCCGAUUAUCGGGAGCAUUCGAUAAAUGAAUUGGCAAAUGACUCGUCGGCGGCCAUUCUGCAAAUGGUGCCGGUGGUUUAUCGUAAAUUUUUAACGAUGAAAUCACGCAAUCAAACCAUUUACCAAAAAGGUAAUAGCACAACCGAAGGACAAAACCAUCCAACGCAAUCGUCCAAUGUGAUAGAAAUGUUACGAAACAUUGCACGAUACAAUGAACUACAGUCGAUUCUCAACGAAGAUCUGUUCGGUCCAUUGCAAAAUGAUUCUGUGAUAAUUGUUGUGCAGGUUCACACUCGAAUCGAGUAUUUACGACAUUUGAUCGUGAGUUUGGCACAAGCUAAAGAUAUUUCCAAGACUUUGUUGAUAUUUUCUCAUGAUUAUUACGACGAAAAUAUAAAUGAUUUGGUGCAAACAAUUGACUUUUGUAAAGUCUUACAGAUAUUUUAUCCGUAUUCGAUACAAACACAUGAGCACGAGUUUCCAGGCGAAGAUCCAAACGAUUGCCCACGCAAUCUCAAACGAGAUCAAGCAAUCGUUCGCAAGUGUAAUAAUGCACUUUAUCCAGAUCUAUACGGCCAUUAUCGUGAAGCUAAAUUCACUCAGACGAAACAUCACUGGUGGUGGAAAGCGAAUCGCGUUUUCGAUCAAUUGGAUGUCACGCGACAUCACACAGGUUUGGUGUUGUUCCUCGAAGAAGAUCAUUAUGUCGCUGAAGACUUCCUGCAUUUGCUCGCGCUAAUGCAGAAGCGAGCAAAUGAGCUAUGCACUAAAUGUAACAUCUUAUCGUUGGGAACGUAUUUAAAGACAUUCAACUAUUAUACGUACGCAAAUGUGAACAAGAAAUCGUCAUCUGGCGAUGGAAUGCAUAGAAUAAAAACGGAAAAACGUGCCACGGAAACAUGGGGAUACCAAAUAUUACCUACGCUUUAUUCCACCUAUCAAAAGGUCGAGGUGAUACCCUGGGUAAGCAGUAAGCAUAACAUGGGCUUUGCAUUCAAUAGAAGCACAUGGCGAGAUGUUGUGCGAUGUGCUAACCACUUUUGCACGUACGAUGACUAUAACUGGGAUUGGUCACUGCAGCACGUAUCACAGCAAUGUCUAAAGAAGAAAUUGCAUGCGAUGGUUGUCAAGGGACCGCGCGUCUUCCACAUUGGUGAAUGCGGCGUGCAUCAUAAGAAAAAGAACUGUGAGUCAAAUCAGGUCAUUUCGAAAGUUCAGCAAGUUCUUCGUAUUGCGACCAAAUCACACCAAUUGUAUCCAAAGAGUCUAACGUUAACCGUGGCCAGUGUCGUCAAAAAAUCGAAACUACGCAAGGGCAACGGCGGCUGGUCGGACGUCAGAGAUCACAACCUAUGUUUAAACGUUACUUGGGCCGGCUAUAAUUGAUCGAAACACAUUCGAAUCCCCUGGAGCACUGAACAAUGAUUCAUUUUUAUGGCGAAAAAAAUGAUGAUGUUCUUUUUUUAUAUCUAUAGAUAAUCUAUUUAUAAAUAGAAAAUGUCAUGUCGAAGAAAAUUGCAGCAGCACUCGAAGAGUGCCACAAGUGAAUUGAAAUUCAAAUCACCUAUGUUCAUUUCUUCUCUCGGUUUUGUGAUAUAAUACUUCGAAUUUCGUGGUUAAGCUUAUUUAUUUUUAAGAGACAUAGAUAUUUUAUUUUUUAAGGACAAAAUAAUGACAAAACAAUUUUUUUUUUUUCGUUUUCAAUAUCUUUAACGUAUUUUUUUCUCCUCUUCGUGGAAUUGCAGGACAACAUGUUUUUCGUUCGUUUGAUUUACGUGUAAAAUGAAUAGAAAAGAAAUUAUCUAGUACAUUUGUUCAAUAAUCUAGUCAAUGCAAAAUUUUCCAAAGAAACGCGGUUCAGAAUUCGAUCAAAACUCUAGUCAAAAUCAAAAUUUACAAUCAGCUUUUGAAAACACUAAAAAGAUUGCCAAUUAAAAUGAACAACCUUGCAGAAUGGAUAACCGUUAACCAUAAAUAAAAUACAUAAUUGUAAUGUCUCCGUCUUUCGUUUUAUUUUGGACAGUGAAUGUUUAUUCGUGGAUGUAGUGUUUGAGAUAAACUUAAAAUUAAAACGCAACAUGUUGAUUUCAACGAGCUUUUUUUUUAAAACUAUUUCAACGCAGAUCCAUCACAUGGAACACACCUCAAAAUAUACAACAAAAGAAUAACAAUUUUUUCUUCUUUGUGUAUAAAAUAUUUCAUGGGAACUACCCAAGAAACAUUCAUGUAACGCAAUUUAGUCAUUUUUAACGUUAAAAGAUGUAACGUUUUCAGACUUUUUUUCCGUCAAAAUCGACUGAAAUUUCAGUGUAAACCAACUGUAUGAAUAUUGGGAACGAGAAAAUGUUAGAUUUUAAAUUAAAGAGAAAAGAAUUAUGUAUCAAUUAAUAGUGUUCACAAAAAUAGCAUAAAAUUCUAUGAUUUAAAUUGUU
This is a messenger RNA of Sitodiplosis mosellana (orange wheat blossom midge), 3338 nucleotides long. It is a transcript of the gene Mgat2, whose product is annotated as alpha-1,6-mannosyl-glycoprotein 2-beta-N-acetylglucosaminyltransferase. Bases 769 to 2292 code for a protein of 507 amino acids. Gene Ontology annotation, cellular component: Golgi stack; Golgi membrane. Lineage: Eukaryota; Metazoa; Arthropoda; Insecta; Diptera; Cecidomyiidae. The record is from RefSeq and is a predicted model, not a curated record. Gene Ontology annotation, biological process: oligosaccharide biosynthetic process; protein N-linked glycosylation. Gene Ontology annotation, molecular function: alpha-1,6-mannosylglycoprotein 2-beta-N-acetylglucosaminyltransferase activity. The transcript is spliced from 11 exons.